GUCGUGUCUCGUCCUCCUCCUCCAACCUGCAAAGCAACCACCACCCGCCCCGGCCGACCGACGAUUCGAUCUCGCCUCGCCUCGCCUCGCCGGCGACCCCAAUCGAGCCACGCGGCCAACGCCCGCCGCCGCCGGAGGAGGGAGGGCGCGGUCGCCGUGUUGAUGAGAUGAAGGAGGUGGUGCUCCACGUGUACGACGUGACGAACAGCGACUCGGAGAAGACGAACAACACCAUCCUCCAGAUCAACCGCAUCUUCAAGGACCGGAUCGGCCUCGGCGGCAUCUUCCACAGCGCCGUCCAGGUCUAUGGCGAGGAGGAGUGGUCGUUCGGGUUCUGCGAGAGCGGCAGCGGCGUCUUCAGCUGCCCCAUCGGGAAGAACCCCAUGUACACCUACCGCGAGUGCAUCGUGCUCGGGGAGACCGAGUGCUCCAUCGCCACCGUGAACCGGAUCCUGCGCGAGCUCAGCCGCAACUGGCCGGGCCACUCCUAUGACCUCCUCUCCAGGAACUGCAACCACUUCUGCGACGAGCUCUGCGAGAGGCUCGCCGUCCCCAAGCUCCCAGGCUGGGUUAAUCGUUUUGCCAAUGCUGGUGAUACCGCGGUGGUAGUUGCUGAGAACACAGCAGUUAAGUUCAGGCAGGCUAAAACAGAAAUUGUCAAUGCCAGUAGAGUAGCAUACAGAUUUAUGGCGGGCCUAGCAUCAAAAAAUCAAAACUCGCAACCAGAGUCCCCAAGUAACCAAAGCAGAAGCGGCCCUACUUUCCAGGGUGCCUGGUUCAAGAACAUCAUUUCCGCCGGCGCAAAGCCUUCUUCAAGCGAAUCAACUUCAUCGCAUGACACUAGUGAUGAAUCCCCUUUGCAGAAUCAAAAAUCAGCGGAGCAGUCAACACGGUUGUAGUUGCAGCCCCAGUUAUCAGCUGUUGAAUUGAAUCUGUAGUGUAACAGUAGCCCAACAUUUGUUAAAAAAAACAUGGUAUCUUAUUCACGCAUGAGUAUUGUCUCCCUACAUUGUCUUGCAAUGGGAAACAUGAAAUGUUAAAACACGCCAUCCAGCUUGACAGUUCUGGGGUUCUUUACGGUCACUCA
Oryza brachyantha (malo sina) is the source of this 1087-nucleotide messenger RNA. Its product is annotated as deubiquitinase DESI2-like. Gene Ontology annotation, biological process: protein deubiquitination. Bases 168 to 899 code for a protein of 243 amino acids. The record is from RefSeq and is a predicted model, not a curated record. Lineage: Eukaryota; Viridiplantae; Streptophyta; Magnoliopsida; Poales; Poaceae. Gene Ontology annotation, molecular function: deubiquitinase activity. The transcript is spliced from 4 exons.